Molecule: messenger RNA, 582 nt
Organism: Acanthoscelides obtectus
Lineage: Eukaryota; Metazoa; Arthropoda; Insecta; Coleoptera; Chrysomelidae
Source: the annotation of a GenBank genome assembly
AUGAGUUUUUUGGAUCUCUUAAAGGCUAAGAAAAACAGACUUAGACCAACUCAGACGUACGUAACGUCAUUGGAUGGAAAAGUUUAUAAGCAAACUAAAGACAGUCUUGAAUUUGUGAAGACCCACACUGGAUAUGUUGUAGAUACCAAACCAGAUAAAAUUCCAGCAAACAUAAUUGAUUGCCUGUACUUGGGAUCUCAGGACUGUUGUGAAAAGGACAUCCUUGAUAAGUACAACAUCAAGUUUGUUUUAAGCAUCGGUAUUGAAGCUCCAACUCAAUAUGAAGGCAUAACCUAUAAAUUCGUAGAAUGCUUAGAUUUGCCAGAGAGUGAUCUGCUAAAGCCCCUAAAGGACUGUGUACCAUUCAUAAAAAUCGCAGUAAACAACAAUUGUAAUGUUUUGGUUCAUUGUAACGCAGGUGUUAGCCGUUCGUCUUCUAUUGUAUUAGGUUACUUAAUUUUAGAAAAAGGGUAUACUUUUUUGAAAGCGUAUGAUAUUGUAAAGUUAGCUAGGAGCUGUAUGAAACCAAAUGCUGGUUUUGAAAAGCAGUUGAAGUGUUUGGAUGGUGAUUGUGUGUUUUAA